CAGCGACUUGUCAGUUCUGGCAGCAUACGUCAGGAGCUACACAUAAACAGUAUAAGAACUCAUUUAAAACUGUCAGCAAGUCUCAGUGACGGUAAAAACUUUUCUUUAACAGUAAACCGAAGGGAAGUUAAACAGGUGAAGUUGAAAGUGAUGUCUCUAAUAUAAAUUUGGAACAUGAUUUCGUUUACAAGUUAAAAAAAAUAGUUGACGUAAGUUAAAACAACAAAUUUCUCUUUAAUUAAAAUGACGGAACUCUUUUAAUAUUUACAUCCCUUAAAACCUAAUAAAAUUAAUUUAAAAAUAAAAAUGUUUAUGAUAGUUUGUGCAAAACUGUCAUCUUCGAGCGUUGUGUAUGAGCCGGGUGACCAGCCACAAGCCUGAUGUGCUGUGACCCGCGUCAGUGUUAAACCAACGUGAUCCAUCUUCAGCUCAGAAAGCGAAAAUUCUACAUCAAGCCCAUGGCGUGUGACAGAUAUUUUGCUACGAGCAUGUUCCUGUUCUCAUUACGAAAUCCUUGUGACCCAACUCUAGUUCAGAAAACAUUGCGACCCAACUCAACUUCAAGGCACUGAGAUCCACAGAGGGGCAAGGACGGACGAAAUGAUCCGUGUGGCCUCCAUAAGAAGAUUCAGCUUCCUUCUUUACGCCAUCACACUCAGCGUGAAAAUGUUGGUGGUAAUGAGCGACGAGCAGGAGUAUCGCCUCACACGCUACCUCAUGGCUAACUACGACGCCUCGGUGCGGCCAGCUAGAAACUCCUCAGAGGCACUUUCCGUCGUGUUCGGCCUCUCCCUUCACAGCAUCAUCGACGUGGACGAGAAGAACCAGAUCCUCACCACCAACUGCUGGCUCACGCAGAUCUGGACAGACGCACACCUCACCUGGAACGCUUCAGACUUUGGCGGCAUCCAGGUCAUCAGAGUUCCUUUCCAGCGGGUUUGGAAACCCGACAUUAUUCUUUAUAACAAUGCCGAUUCGCAGUACUCAGCGGCUACCAUCAACACCAACGUGAUUGUGACUUCGGCAGGUGAAGUAACGUGGCUUUCACACGGCAUCUAUCGCUCCUCGUGUGAUAUGAACGUUGAAUACUUUCCCUUCGACAUCCAGUCCUGCAAGAUGAUGUGGGCCUCCUGGACAUACGACGGCUACCAGGUAAAUCCCUCUACAGACUCAAAUGACGAGGCACAGUCAAUUACAAAAUCCAACGGAGAGUUUGACUUGUUCGGGUUCACGGCGGCUAAAAACAUCACCCCUUACUCUUGCUGCCCUGAACCUUACCCAGUAACCUCAACUAUCAAACUUCGACGGGGGACCUAUGUUUUACGCUUCAACCUUAUUGUCCAGUGUGUAUCCAUAAAUGGUUUGACGCUGCUGGUGUUCUACGUGCCCAGUGAGUCUGGGGAGAAGGUGACACUGGGCAUCUCAGCGCUGCUUUCAAUGACGGUCUUCCUAAUGACUAUCCGCGAAUCUCUACCACCUACCGAGAAGACUCCUCUUAUAAGCAUGUAUUAUGGAGUAACCAUCUGCCUGGUGAGCUUUGCGUCGGGUAUGUCGGUCGUAACGCUAAACAUUCACCAUCGUGGAGUAAGGGGUACAGAGGUGCCGCGACUGGUCAAGAUGGUCGUUCUGGGCUGGCUCUUUCCCAAAAUUUGGUCUUCCUUUCACUUCGAGCCAACCAUCGUCCUUCCCGACGACAAAAAUAUUCACCUCAACGACUUAAGAUCAGAGCAAAGCAUCAGGCUGGAGUCUAUCAGUGCUGAGAAGUUACACAUGACGGAUUUGGACAACGUGGACCACUUCAGUGUUUCUCCAAGGUUCAACCCUAGAAGACACACCACACCCAACAAUGACUCUACACCCACGGCUACUAUCACCACCACACCGACCUCAGAUUUCGAGAACCAGUUCAUGCGGGUCCUUAACAAGGUUGUACCCGAUAUAGAGAAGAACGAAAUGAUUUCACAUCAUCAGCGAACAGUGACACCUCUGAUGGGAAUUUGGAUGGUGAUGGGAUAUGUGAUCAGAGCAGGAGAGUGGACCAGGAGCUAUGUAGCGGCGAAGGAGUUGGCUGGCUUUGUUGAUGAUGAUGAUGAUGUCAGGUUUGCCACGGUCUCUGUGAUAGAAGAAAGUAUUAAAGUGGCACUGGUAUUUGACCGGUUCCUCUUGGCAUGCUUCCUGCUUUCCACCGUCAUCGCCACCACAACUAUACUCUUCUCUUCUCCUCACGGCCCAUGACGCCACUUCAGUGCCCUCUUCGGCAGUAAUAAUGAUGUUUAGAUUUAUUCUCAAACGAACUUGAGGUUUGCGAUAAUGCCCAAAGACAUAUUUCGUACUCUGUGUAAUAUUUGUUAGAUUUUGUUUUGGUUAUAUUUGGUUCCAGUGUGCUCCUAAAGGUGACUGAAAGCUUGCUAUGCUCACAAAAACUGUAGACUAAUAUCAUCGUCACACAGUGUUUGAUAUAGCAUUGGUAACCGCCAGGAAAGUCUGCUGCUCCCUAGUUUUUAUUUCAGUUAAAACUUUGAAGUAAUUCAGUGUGAAGAACGAGUCCCUCUUCACAAUUCAGCUUGUGGAAAAUGUUUGUGUUAAUGAUGCACUCAGCUAACUUGGACAAAAGGACCUUUCAUACACCCUUGCUCUUCUUUUGAACAGAAAUACUUCAUACACAUUCGUUCGUAAUUUAAAAAUGAACUUUUUUAAAACAGUAAAUAAUCGAAAUCACCAAAAGUAUUUUCAACGCUAAUGAUAUUUUCGUUACAUUAUUAACUGAAAAAGCCAAAUGAUCAUCGAUUUAAAAUAUUACAAAUUCUGAUGUGAGUUAACUGCAAAACGAAACAUUUUUUCAUAAGUGGAAAAGGAUAGAAUACAUCAAUGCUGCCACUGAAACUAUCGUCAUAUUAUAUCCAGUUUAUCUACAGAAAUAAACUUUCUGAAUUUUCGGAAGUGUCUUCAUUGCUCAUCAGUAUAAUCCUUAAUUAAAUCAAAAUCAAAGUGAAUCCUUUUGCUUUUAAAACUGUUUUUUUCCCCGAUUUCCAACACAUAUGACACGUUGAUUGGCUGCACCUUGGAGAAACCUGAACAAUUAAGGUUCCGCGUAAGGAACGAUGUUUCACUUUGAUGAUAAACGAUGAUGCUUUUGAAUCGUCAAAAAAUUAUUAAUUAGACUGGAUAUUAUAUGAAGCUGGUAUUCCUGGCAGCUUUGAUAUUAUCAUUCUGAGGCUUUGUUCACCAUGUGGAAGAUGAAUUUCUAAUGAAGUUAUAUACAGAUGCGACCGAUUUACUCAUCGUUUGUAUCGGCAAUUGGAAGAAAAUCAUUAUAAUGAGGAGAAUUCAGCUUAUUCUGAUGAAGACGGGGAAAAAAAAUAUUGUCAAACGUGAUAAGUUGUAUUAAAUAAAUUGGAUGAACUGUGAAAA
Messenger RNA from Cherax quadricarinatus, 3411 nucleotides. The record is from RefSeq and is a predicted model, not a curated record. Lineage: Eukaryota; Metazoa; Arthropoda; Malacostraca; Decapoda; Parastacidae.